UCAAGAAGAUAGGGGGCCGGAACUGAGAAGUGAGGACUGGCGUCUGAGGCCAAGAGACGGUCCCGCUAAGCUGUCUCCAACGCCACCACCACGUGCUCCUUUCCACCGCACAUUCGCACAAACAACAGGCACACUCACUUCGCUACUACUCCACUGUACUACUACUUGUUACGACAUUUGCUGCUUGCAUUUCUUCGCCAAACUACGGCUACAGCAAUUUGCCACUUUUUGCCACCUCCCAAAAAUCCCACCAAGAUUCUGUCUUGGGAUCGCUAAAACAAAAGCCAUUCUAAUUCGUCAAAGAAGUCUAAAGAACAGCUCUGCAAAAGUGUUGGCCGAGAAAGAAGAACAGAGGGAAAUUCUUAGAGUCUCUCUCUUGUUCUUUUGGACAACCAAUUCCCAUGUACAUUUCCUCCUCCUCCUCCUCCUCCAGCUGCUAUUGCUGUAUCUUUUGGUUUAAUUGGGUUCUCUGCUUGAUUAGCUUUAGCUCAGCAACAGAUCCUUAUGUCUUCUUUGAUUGGACUGUCUCUUAUGUCACUGCUUCACCUCUUGGAGUUAAACAACAGGUGAUUGGAGUCGAGGGACAGUUUCCUGGACCAAUUCUCAAUGUCACCACCAACUGGAAUGUUGUUGUCAAUGUCAAGAAUAAUCUUGACGAACCUUUGCUUCUCACAUGGAAUGGUAUUCAACAGCGGAAAAAUGCUUGGCAAGACGGAGUCUCUGGCACAAACUGUCCCAUUCCUGCUGGAUGGAAUUGGACAUAUCAGUUUCAGGUCAAAGAUCAGAUUGGCAGUUUCUUUUAUUUCCCUUCCCUAUACUUCCAGAGAGCUGCUGGUGGAUAUGGGGGAAUUGUUAUCAACAAUAGAGAUGUUAUUGCAGUCCCAUUUGAAACACCAGAUGGAGAUAUCACUCUGUUUAUUAGUGACUGGUAUAUCAAAAGCCACAAGGAACUCAGAGAGCAGGUUGAAAGUGGAGUUGGCCUUGGUGGACCUGACGGUAUCUUAAUUAAUGGAUUUGGUCCGUACCGCUAUGAUAGUGCAGUUGUCCCAGAUGGUAUUGCUUUCCAGACAAUAUAUGUGGAUCCAGGGAAAACAUACCGUAUACGUGUACACAAUAUUGGUAUAUCUACUAGCUUGAAUUUCAGAGUCCAGAACCACAACUUGCUUCUUGUGGAGACCGAAGGAUCAUACACAGUACAACAGAACUACACAAACAUGGAUAUCCAUGUUGGUCAGUCGUAUUCAUUCUUGGUCACGAUGGAUCAAAAUGCUAGCAGUGAUUACUACAUUGUUGCCAGCCCACGUUUUGUGAAUUCCUCUGCUUGGACCAAGGCUAUUGGGGUUUCUAUCUUGCACUACUCAAAUUCACUUGGACCUGCAUCAGGUCCUCUUCCAGACCCUCCUAAUGAAUAUGACACGUAUUUCUCAAUGAAUCAAGCAAGAUCCAUAAGAUGGAAUGUUUCUGCUGGCGCUGCUCGCCCAAACCCUCAAGGAUCUUUCAAAUAUGGCCAGAUCACCGUGACUGAUGUGUAUGUGAUCCUUAAUAGGCCUCCUGAGCUUAUAGAUGGAAAGUGGCGUACAACUCUUAAUGGUAUUUCUUACUUAGCACCUUCAACACCUCUCAAGCUUGCCCAGCAAUUUAACAUUCCGGGGGUGUUCAAGCUUGACUUCCCAAAUAGACUGAUGAAUAGACCUGCAAAAGUUGACACAUCUGUAAUCAACGGCACUUUCAAAGGGUUUAUGGAAAUAAUAUUCCAGAACAAUGACACAACUGUCCAGAGUUACCACUUGGAUGGAUAUGCUUUCUUUGUUGUAGGGAUGGAUAAUGGUGUGUGGACGGAGAACAGUAGAAGCACUUACAACAAGUGGGAUGGUGUAGCUCGCUGCACUACCCAGGUUUUUCCGGGAGCUUGGACAGCCAUAUUAGUUUCUUUGGACAAUGCUGGUAUUUGGAAUCUUCGUGCACAGAAUCUUGACUCGUGGCACCUAGGUCAGGAAGUUUAUCUUAGCGUGGUGAAUCUGGAGAUGGACAAGAACGAGCUUCCUUUGCCAGAUAAUACAAUAUAUUGUGGUGCACUCUCAUCAUUACAGAAAAUCCUAGUCAUAUUGAGCUGGCUGCGCAAAGGUUUGAAGAACAAUACUGAGUUCAGUUUAUCAAGAGAACACAUGAGCAGGCAUGGUAUAGAAACUUAUGGCAAAUAUUUUGCUCUAAUAGUACCACCGUCUGCAUUUGGAUUUUGCAGAGACCAGGCCCAGAGGGUCAACUUCUCUCGUGCAUCUCGCUGUCCUGUGGCAAUGAAAACCAUUCUGGCUGCAGUUUUUGUGGCACUAUUCGGAACCUGCUUCACGUAGUAAGUGUGCAGCAAAGUAGAAGCAAGCAAAUCAAGCCCAAUAGCACGAUGGCUAGCACAGAUGCAUUCUGUAACUUGACUUUCAUGGGAAAAGAGGAGACAUCACAUGAGUGGUCGUGCUCUUAACAAUUUUUUCUUAAAGAGUUUCUUUUGACUUUAUCGUAUUUACAUUUUCAGUUUCUUGUAUAUCUUGUAUAAUCCAACCUACCUCUACCUGUGAGCAGCAUAAUGAGGGAGGGAUGAGUUUUGAGUGUCAUGGCACAGGUUGAUUUCUUUGAAAAGGCAAAUGAGAGCUGAUAAAUUGAUAAUUAAUCUUCAGGAACUCUGGAAGAAAUAUGAAGGUCUUGAUUACUGAUAGUACUGUUGAGUAAUUUACAUAUAUUGACUUAUCAGAA
Molecule: messenger RNA, 2745 nt
Organism: Coffea arabica (coffee)
Lineage: Eukaryota; Viridiplantae; Streptophyta; Magnoliopsida; Gentianales; Rubiaceae
Source: RefSeq, a predicted model, not a curated record